This is a messenger RNA of Papaver somniferum (opium poppy), 1230 nucleotides long. Its product is annotated as probable 1-deoxy-D-xylulose-5-phosphate synthase, chloroplastic. The transcript has 3 exons. The record is from RefSeq and is a predicted model, not a curated record. Gene Ontology annotation, molecular function: 1-deoxy-D-xylulose-5-phosphate synthase activity. Bases 412 to 843 code for a protein of 143 amino acids. Gene Ontology annotation, biological process: terpenoid biosynthetic process. NCBI's taxonomy places the organism in Eukaryota, Viridiplantae, Streptophyta, Magnoliopsida, Ranunculales, Papaveraceae.
GGUUAUCUUGUUACUGUAAUAGGUUUUGCAGCAACUAGUUGAUACUUUGUCUACUACAAGGUCGUCCUCGGAAUAGCAGACUUUAGCAAGCUUAUAAGACUAGUGGCUAGUGGUUCUGUUAGUGGUACAGUUUUGUAGAUAGUCUAAAGAGACGAUUUCCUCUUUUCUGCAUAAACCCUUCAUUUUACCUGUUUAUAACAUUCUAACGCUGGUGAAACUGCUAACAAAGUCGAAGCGUCUUUUUAACUUGCUAAAAUUUUGUUACACUACUUGGACAAUUUCAUCAUAGCAUGACAUCAGCACUAGGCUACUCGUUCAAUGAGCUAAACCAUCUAGGUUACGCAUUACUGAGCUGAGAAGAAAAACAUCUGAUCUAGUUUUGCCAAAUAUGGGGCACUUGGCAUAACAUUCAUGUCGCGUUUGCCAAACAUGAUUGUCAUGGAACCUUCCGAUGAGGAUGAGCUUGUGAACAUGGUGGCCACUGCGGUCCAAAAUGAUGACAGACCUGUUUGCUUCAGGUAUCCGAGAGGUGAUAUUGUUCGGAACAGCCUUAUUUGCCAUGGGAUGCCCCUUGAGAUUAGAAAGGCAGAGAUUCUUGCAGAGGGUGGAGAUAUUGCUUUUUUGGGAUACAGGGUGAUGGUUGAGAACUGCUUGAUAGCUUGGUGUCUUCUCUCCAGCCUUGGUAUACAAGUUAAUGUUGCCGAUGCAAGGUUCUGCAAAUCCCUUGACAUCAAGCUUGUAAGGCAGCUUUGUAAAGAGGAUGAAUUUUUGAUAACCGUUGAGGAAGGCUCUUUGGGAGGGUUUGGGUCCCAUGUUGCACAAAUCAUUUUUCUUGAUGGUUAACUUGAUAGAAGGGUGAAGAGGCGGCCAGUUGUUCUACCUGACAACUACAUAGAGCACACAUCUCCAAAAGAUCAACUUGUUCUUGCAGGCCUGACUGGACAUCACAUUGCUGCUACAGCUUGGAGUCUGCUUGGCCGAACCCGUGAUGCGCUGUUGUUGAUGCAAUAGAGAGUUGUUUUUAUAUCCAAUUAUUCCUCAAGUCUGGAUUGUAAAACUGAACAGACAGUAAUCAAUUUCUUUGAUUCAUUUAUCAUGAGUACAUAUUUGUACUUUAGAGUUGUUUUGUAGAGGUAAGCUUGAUAAUGCUUACAGACUGAAAUUGUGCAUAGUUAAAAUGUAGCCUUUUAAUCAGAUUGAUGUAUCUAUCUUGAAUGUGCUUCUGGCAUG